Messenger RNA from Phyllostomus discolor (pale spear-nosed bat), 1342 nucleotides. It is a transcript of the gene ADISSP, whose product is annotated as chromosome 9 C20orf27 homolog. The record is from RefSeq and is a predicted model, not a curated record. Lineage: Eukaryota; Metazoa; Chordata; Mammalia; Chiroptera; Phyllostomidae. Bases 246 to 770 code for a protein of 174 amino acids. The transcript is spliced from 6 exons.
GCGGGGGCGGGGGCGUGUCCGUAAGGCGGGAGGCUGCAGCGCUGGGAUCCCUCCUCGUGCUCAGCGUGGAGCCCCCUGCAGCCGCCGCGACCGCCACCACCCCAACCGCGGGCUUCCCGACUCGGCUCUGGGUUGCGUCCCGCACGGCUCCUUCUGGUGUCCCUUAGAGCAUGGGAGGCUGCUGAGCUUGAGUGGCAGGGUCCAGUAGGAGCUGCGAGUUUCAGCCCUUGGCAGGGAGGGCAUCCAUGGCUGCAGCCAACAAGGGCAGCAAGCCCAGAGUCCGGAGCAUCCGCUUUGCGGCAGGCCACGAUGCAGAAGGCUCCCAGAGCCACGUCCACUUUGAUGAGAAGCUGCAUGACUCGGUGGUCAUGGUCACCCAGGAGAGUGACAGCAGCUUUCUGGUCAAGGUUGGCUUCCUGAAGAUCCUGCACAGGUAUGAGAUUACCUUCACUUUGCCCUCGGUGCAAAGGCUGAGCAAGGACAUCCGAGAGGCGCCUGUCCCCAGCCUGCACCUCAAGCUCCUCAGCAUCGUGCCUGCCCCAGAAGGUUACAGCAUCAAGUGCGAGUACACGGCGCACAAGGAGGGCGUCCUCAAGGAGGAGCUGCUGCUCGCCUGCGAAGGUGGCACAGGCGCCUGUGUGCGAGUGGUGGUGCAGGCACGCGUCAUGGACCGGCACCACGGCACGCCCAUGCUGCUGGACGGCGUCAAGUGUGUGGGUGCUGAGCUAGAAUACGACUCGGAGCACAGCGACUGGCACGGCUUCGACUGAGGCCCAUGCCCCGGCCCACCUCGGGGCCCCUCAGCCUUAAUCUCCACCUCUUCUCCCCGAUGCUGCAUGACGGUGUGGCUUCCUCAUCCCUCCCCAGGGUGGGCGUGGGGGGGCUGUCCCGGGGCCUCCAGGCUGGGGCCUCCCCGCGCCUCACCUCUGUCUCCAUUGUUAUCACCUUCCUGCCCCUCCUGCAUCCUCCUCUUCCUGCUUCUUCCUCUCCAUGUGCCUCAGUCUCCUGCAGGAAGAAAUGGGUUGAGCCCCCAAGGAGCUGUCUGAGGAGGGGGCAGGGGAGGGGAGGACCUGGGGUGGGUAAACCACCCCGCACUGCAAGCCAUAGGAGCUCCAGCCAGGGCCUGGGAGAGGGGGGAACUGGCGCUCUGAUGUCAUCGCCCCAUUGCUGCUGCUGCUGCUGCUGUCUCAUCUAAGCCACCUCCUGUCCCCCCACCCCCAACUGCUGUUCAUGGCGAACUGGAGGGAGGUACAGGUCUCAGCCCCUACCCCCAGGUGUGUGUGACUUGGUUUUUAAACAACUGGUUGGGAUAAAAACUUAAAUAAAACUUUCAGUGGAUACC